UGCAUAUGUCAGCUUUUAAGGUUGAGUGCUGUAGGCAAUGCAGGGCUGAUCUUAUAAGGAGUUCUGUGAGUUUUCAUCCCCUGAGAUGCUGAAAAGUCUGCAGCACUGGAGCCUGACUGAGUGUGCAGUAAAAAAGACAGCAAUCACAGCAGUGAUUAUUUCUAUUUACCUCAGUAUGUAAGGACCAAGCCACAGUAUGGCGUCCUGGAGAAAUUCUAGCAGUAUUAAUAUGGACUCGGCAGUGGAAUAUGCUGCCAUUGAAUCCGAAAUCUACCGUAGCCUGCUAACCAUUAUGAGAGAAAUGGACCUUGAGCAACAAACUGUCAACAAAGGGAUGCUGAGAUGGACAUUACAUAAGAAAGUGCAGGACAGUUCUCUCAGGAGUCUGGCUUUGGUGAGAGUGGCCAUCAAGGAACUAGAACGAGCUGAAAGAACUGACUGCAAGAAGCAUCUCAUUCCUCUGCUUAAUACACUCAUAUAUGCUGUAAUGCAGACUGUAUACAUACCUGAUGACCUCUAUAAAAGAGUUUAUGACUUCUGCAAGAGGUUGUUGACUCUGCCUCAGCCCUACUGCACUGUGGGCCUUAGUUAUGCUGGCCAAAUGAAAGCAGAACGAUUUGCUCCAGGCCUUUUGUAUCAGAAAAGGGUAAUUGCAGAACAAAGUCUGAAAAAUGAACACUAUCCUCAGCAGGAGAGGGUGUUUGUGUUUGCGGAUCCUGCAGUAUUUUCUGAGUCUCUCAGCACUGUUCUGAAGGCUGACAUUGAGGCUCAAGGAAUGUUCCGGAACCCAUUGAGCUUGAUGCGCUGUGUAGUGCAACACAGUCUUCAAGCGGUACUGGGAGAGAAUUGCCAUGGGUCCGCUCUCAAUGAUGCAUUACAGGACCAGGAUGUGGAGUCGUACUUUAAUGAAGUGCUUGCAGCAGUGGACCAGAGCACAGACGGUAACAGAGGUGAUCAUGGUCAGAUCAGGCAGAAACUACAAGAGUUAUACUUACAGAUCCUACAUGACACCAAUAAAGGUCUAUUGUCCAGCGGCUCCCUGUGCGAUGUUCCGCUUCCCAAUCCGGAGAUGAGUUUCCAUCUGUGGUGGGAGGAGGAGGAGCUCUGGAGAGAACUGGCCAAAUUCAUUCGUUCUGGAUCGAUUAGCGAAAGCCUUAUGAGUUCAGAAGACUUCUAUAUGUCAGACUUCCCCACAGACCUCAACUCAGACAUGCCACGGCACUCUAUCAUGUCGACGGAUAGUGGUAUAGAGCGUGACAUGCAAGGAACUGAGGCUUCUGAUAUGGAAUUUAUUGGAGGAAGAACCUUAAAGCCUGAAAUUACCAGUGGGCGACUCUCGCGACGGGGAGGAAUUAAGGUGAAGCCAACAGUCACCGACAGCAUGGCUCUGAUGCAGGACGUACUGGAGGAGACGGGCACAGCUGGCAGCAGUAGCACACUGCAGAGGAGAGCAGGAAACAGUAGUACAACCUUGCCCAAGGAAGAACGGGACUACACUGCUAAAAUAGUGGUGAUGGGAGAUGACCGGGCAGUGGGAAGGCUAGCCAGGGCAUACUACUGGUUAAGGAAACGAGAAGCCAGAAGACGGUUUCUUACUAUGAAAGUCAACCUACAAAUGUACUACAUCCCUGUUGUUCGCCAGUCAUCUACAGCUUCUCCUGUGAGGGAGAACGUGCCCUUAACAAGCAAUAGCAUCUGUGCUCUGGGCUCUUAUCUUGGAAUGAUGGAUCCGUGGUACGAAUGCAAUGUCUGUAGCCUUGGCCAGAUGAUUCCUGAUCUUGCAAGAACGUCCAGCACUGGCAAACCACAAGAAUCUGACCUUUUCUUAGCUGACGUCAUCUCAUACUACGUGCGCAUGGGACAGCAGCCGGUGUACUUCAACAUUUACUACAUUAAGAUUUAUUUUUCCAACAAGUCCAAAGAACCUGUGGAAGAAGUUUUUGUCACAGACCUGGAAGUGGAUUUUCCAGAGUUCAGAAUGGCCCAAGCUAUACAUAAAGACACUGGUAAACAGAAGAAGAUGCCUGCCGAGCUCUGCGGGGCACUGAUCUCAUUUAGCUACCUAAAAGUGUCGCUAAGCAACAGGGAGGUUGAGAGAGGAUUCUCACUCAGAACCACAGGCGCUCAGAUUUCAGCAAUACCACAAAACAAAACUGAAGAUCUCAACUGUCUAACGGUCACUUUCAGUGACAUAAAGCCAAAGAGUAUCACGGAGACAAAGAUCAGAACAUGCAAUUUUAAAUUGAAAACACCAGACAAAUCAACUUUCACAGUGCGCUUGGACAAAGACUUUCGAAGGAAAUUUAUGAAUGUUGAGAGCAUUGAGGUUGCUCCAUGUCGAGACCCUGGAUAUUACAUUCAAAAAUCCUUAAAGUCAAAGUUCGUGGCAGAAGGCGACAGUGAUGCUGGACUGAGCAAAUACAUGAGCAAAGGAUUGACUUUGCCUGUUAACACGUUUGCUGGAAUAAUUGACUAACGAACAAGGAUCUGGAUGAAGGCUGCUUGCUGUCAAAGGCCAGUUUUGGACACUUGCAGUGUGUUAUGUGUAUUGUGUUUUAAACAAUGCACUGUGCGGUAGUGUCGCCAUGUGGUCAAAUGAUCAGCUAAGACACUUUACCAAGCAGGUUUUACUGCACUAUAUACUUUUCUCUUUGAAUCACAAGUUGAUCGAUCCAGGAAGUAUUUUAAUCUGUAACACAGCUAACUCACUAACACUAAUGCAGUCACGGUAUUGAGUUUCUCAGAGACUUAAGAUUUACUUGAACUUGUUUUCUGCUUUAACAAUCAACCUGUUCCUUCAUAAGUACACAUGAAGGAGAGAAUUCUCCACAUGAUGCCAACAGAUUUUUUGCCAGAAAAAUAGAGUAACUGUUUAUUACAGUAUAAAACAGUAACAAUGUGCAGUGAUUAGUAUGUCUGUAUAACAUACUGUAAAAUGCAUGCCAUAUGACCAAGUGUUUCAGAGAAACUGACAUUAGCUUAAUGAUUUGCACAUCUUUGAUACAUUCUUUGUUUAAUGCUUUUUUAACCCACUAUACAUGUUUACAUUCGGGACCUUCCGUAGGAAGUUUUUAUAGCAUCAAAAACAAAGAUAUGAGUUUUUAUUACUGUCUGUGAUUGAUAUGUGUCAAAAAGCACCAUUGUUACACAAAUUGUUCACGUUUUGAAAGGUUGUAUUGUGCAUUAAGCUGCGUGAAAAUCUUUCUUUGAAACAGUAAGUGGUGCCAAUAUUUUGAUCAGACUUCAAUCUCUGUACAUUCUGAAUUAUAUUUUGGGAUUCUUUUCCAGCAGCUCUGAUCUGAUAGUCCCAGUCUUCCAGUUACUCCAACCAUUUAUUUGAAAGAACAAAUAUAUAAUCACAAUACGAUCGGCCAAGUUUAAUUCACUUCUAUUACUUUUAGUUUUACGGCAUUAAUUUAUGCCACUACUUUGCACAAUUGCUGAUUUGACCUCUGUUUUUGUAAAUAUUGUGAUUUGAUUUUGUAAAUAAAUAUGCUAAAUAAAUGUAGCAUUU
Molecule: messenger RNA, 3514 nt
Organism: Labeo rohita (rohu)
Lineage: Eukaryota; Metazoa; Chordata; Actinopteri; Cypriniformes; Cyprinidae
Product: phosphoinositide 3-kinase regulatory subunit 6
Exons: 20
Coding region: 197-2476 (759 amino acids)
Biological process (GO): G protein-coupled receptor signaling pathway; positive regulation of MAP kinase activity
Cellular component (GO): phosphatidylinositol 3-kinase complex, class IB
Molecular function (GO): 1-phosphatidylinositol-3-kinase regulator activity
Source: RefSeq, a predicted model, not a curated record